This is a messenger RNA of Mollisia scopiformis, 676 nucleotides long. RefSeq lists its product as uncharacterized. The coding region runs from base 161 to 547 and encodes 128 amino acids. The transcript has 2 exons. The record is from RefSeq and is a predicted model, not a curated record. Lineage: Eukaryota; Fungi; Ascomycota; Leotiomycetes; Helotiales; Mollisiaceae.
AAUCAAUCCAGCACGGCCGUUUCGUCUAGGAGGCACGCCAGUAAGUCCACGCUUCGUUAUUCCAACGCCAUAUUAGUAUUGAUGAAUAUAGGGGCCAGGUGUGAUCAAGGCCUUUGAAAAGCUCUAGGGCACCGACUAACUACUUGUUUCGUUUGGCGGAAUGAGUCUCACCCUUCCUUCUUCCACCAGAGCUCCAGGUCAGCCCUGGCCUCACAUUGACCAGUCCCCUCACCGCACUGGGCUUCAGUGUGUACAAGGAAUCUUGAACUUCGCACCAAACGGACCAGAAGACGGCGGCCUUGUUGUGAUGAAAGGCUCGCAUGCCUUAUGCGAAGAGUUCUUCAGGGCUCAUGAUGUGACCGGACGUAAAACUUGGGGGCCCGACGAUUGGAUUGGGUUUGAAGAGUCUGAGACACAGUGGUUUGAGGAGAAAGGGUGUAAGGUCAUGAAAGUGUGCGCUGAGCCAGGCGACUUGAUAUUGUGGGACUCGAGGACAGUCCACUAUAAUGUCCGACCAAGAAGCCAGAACUUGCUUGCUUUGAUAUGACUCCUGUCUCGUAACAUGGACGCUUGCUACACGCCAGCAUCUUUCGCGACCGUUGAAGACUUCAAGAACAAGGCCAAACUUUUCCUAGAGAGGAAAGGAACGGUAAGUCAUUAUUAUCUGCGCAAUCUC